This is a messenger RNA of Euleptes europaea (tarantolino), 3572 nucleotides long. RefSeq names its product SEC24 homolog B, COPII coat complex component (gene SEC24B). Gene Ontology annotation, molecular function: zinc ion binding; SNARE binding. NCBI's taxonomy places the organism in Eukaryota, Metazoa, Chordata, Lepidosauria, Squamata, Sphaerodactylidae. Gene Ontology annotation, cellular component: endoplasmic reticulum exit site; COPII vesicle coat. The record is from RefSeq and is a predicted model, not a curated record. The coding region runs from base 12 to 3554 and encodes 1180 amino acids. The transcript is spliced from 23 exons. Gene Ontology annotation, biological process: intracellular protein transport; endoplasmic reticulum to Golgi vesicle-mediated transport; COPII-coated vesicle cargo loading.
UGCAGAAUCAGAUGCAGUUUCCCUCUGCGUAUGGCUCAUAUCCUCAAGACUACGGUAUUCCCUCUGGACACUACUCAGACGUGCCCGGUAAAGCCAUCCCUUCACAGCUGGACAACCACUAUCGUGCCGAUUAUUACUCUGCCCACUACUCUGUACCAGCACAAAAUGUGAUUACGUCUUCUGUGACUCCCCACGUGGCAAGCACACAGGGGUUGCAACAUUUAUACAGCAGGGUUCCUCACACGGUGGAAUCAUCUGGACCCAUCCAAGGGAUGGUCUCUUCUGCGUCUCAGUUCCAUACCAGCGUUUCACAGUCUUACUCUUCAUUUGGUAGCCCCUACAGUACUUCAGUCUUGCACUCUGCCAGCUCUUCAGUUCCGUCUCAGGGAUUUGGGGUUCCUUCUGGUCACUAUGUUAUGCCGCCGGUCUCCAGUGCUGCUUACCCUAAUGUUUCGUAUCCUCCUAUGUCCCCUGGCACUACAUAUGGACAAGCGCCUACUUCUCACGGUGUACCAGCUCUCGGACAUUCUAAAGUGGCAAAUGCCUACUCUAGUCAAAACAGAACAACACCUACAGUGCAACAGAAAGUUCCUUUGGGAUAUAAUUCUGCAUCGUGGUCUGCUCCAGAACUCCUUUCAACUGAAGGGAAUCGUGGUGGAAGCUUUGCAGGAUCCUUGCUGAAUUCAGGCAAUCCAAUGAGUACAGGAUCACCACAUCUUGUAAACCACAGUGUUCAGCCUACAAGUCCUGCCCAAGGAACUUCUUCAGCUGUGACUUCUUCAGAAAGAACACCUGCUGUAGAGAAAACAGCAAAGUCUACCAUUGCCUCCUCCAUCUCACAACCACCAGAGUCAUUACUACAUGAAGGCAUGCAGUAUGGUGGAUAUGUUAAUAAUCAAGCUAGCUCUCCAGCAACCCCCUUGUCAUCAAGUACAGAUGAUGAGGAAGAGGAUGAGGAGGAUGAGGAAGCAGCUGUUGACAGCUCUUCCACUACAAGUAGUGCAUCUCCUGUUCCCAACAAUUAUGAUAACCUUGAAGGAGGUGGCUAUCCAGAGGCACGUUCUACGACUAGUAGUCCAGUUCCUGUUUCUUCAGUUUCCCAAACAUCGAAACCCUCUAAACCUUUUGGCUACGGGUACCCUGCUCUCCAACCUGGCUAUCAGAAUGUAACACCACCACCUGCCAUGCAGCCAAAUAACUCUGGAUAUAAUUCUGGAUUUCCUCAGUACCCACAGCAAUAUCCCACAAUGAGUCAACUGUCAGCUAGUCUUGGAGGACUAGGUCUACAGCAGGCUCAGCAGCCAGAGAGCUUAAGACCGGUCAACCUUACUCAAGAUAGAAAUAUCCUGCCUAUUGCUCCAGUCCCUGCUCCUGUGCCUAAUUUGAACUCAGAUCUGAAGAAGCUGAACUGCAGCCCAGACUCAUUUCGAUGCACUUUGACAAAUAUCCCUCAGACUCAAGCUUUGCUAAACAAAGCAAAACUUCCUUUGGGGUUGCUUCUACAUCCCUUCAGAGAUCUAACGCAGUUACCCGUGAUAACAUCAAGUACCAUUGUGAGAUGUAGGUCAUGCAGAACAUACAUCAACCCUUUUGUUUCCUUUAUUGAUCAAAGGAGAUGGAAAUGUAACUUGUGCUACAGAGUUAAUGAUGUUCCAGAAGAAUUUAUGUAUAAUCCUCUGACACGAUCAUACGGCGAACCUCACAAACGGCCAGAAGUGCAAAACUCUACGGUGGAGUUCAUUGCUUCUUCAGAUUAUAUGCUUCGUCCACCUCAGCCUGCAGUGUAUUUGUUUGUAUUUGAUGUGUCCCACAAUGCAGUAGAAGCCGGAUAUUUGUCAAUUGUGUGUCAGUCUUUGCUGGAAAACUUAGACAAGUUGCCUGGAGAUUCAAGAACAAGAAUAGGCUUCAUAACGUUUGACAGCACUGUUCAGUUCUACAAUUUGCAGGAAGGAUUAUCACAGCCUCAGAUGCUAAUUGUAUCGGAAAUUGAUGAUGUCUUCCUGCCCACACCUGACAGCUUACUUGUUAAUCUGCAUGAAAGUAAAGAGCUGAUUAAAGACUUACUGAAUGCACUACCAAAUAUGUUCAUCAACACGAGAGAAACGCACAGUGCAUUGGGCCCAGCCCUUCAAGCAGCCUAUAAAUUGAUGUCUCCUACAGGUGGGCGGGUAUCUGUGUUUCAGACACAGUUACCGUCCUUGGGAGCAGGGCGCUUGCAGUCAAGGGAAGAUCCCAAUCAGAGAUCAAGCACAAAGGUUGUUCAGCACCUUGGCCCAGCAACAGAUUUUUAUAAGAAGUUGGCACUAGAUUGUUCAGGACAGCAAACAUCUGUGGAUUUGUUCCUUUUAAGCUCACAGUAUUCAGAUCUAGCAUCUCUUGCUUGCAUGUCCAAAUACUCUGCUGGGUGCAUCUAUUAUUAUCCAUCUUUCCAUCAUAGCCUCAAUACAAUUCAAGCAGAAAAGUUGCAGAAAGAUCUUAAAAGAUAUCUUACUCGAAAGAUUGGGUUUGAAGCAGUCAUGAGAAUAAGAUGUACAAAAGGUCUUUCAAUACAUACGUUCCAUGGUAACUUCUUCGUGCGAUCUACUGACUUGCUGUCACUUGCCAAUGUCAAUCCUGAUGCUGGAUUUGCAGUACAGAUGUCCAUUGAAGAAAGCCUGACAGACACAUCGUUAGUUUGUUUCCAGACUGCACUUUUAUACACUUCAAGCAAAGGUGAACGGAGAAUUCGAGUGCACACACUCUGUUUGCCUGUGGUCACUUCGUUGCCCGAUGUUUAUGCCGGUGCGGAUGUACAAGCAAUUGUAUGCCUCUUGGCCAACAUGGCUGUGGAUCGUUCAGUUUCGUCAAGUCUUUCAGAUGCAAGAGAUGCCUUAGUGAAUGCAGUGGUUGAUUCCCUGUCUGCUUAUAUGUCAACUGUAUCAAAUCUCCAGCAAACUGCUUUGAUAGCUCCAAAUUCCCUCAGGCUGUUUCCUUUGUAUGUUUUGGCUCUCUUCAAACAGAAAGCGUUUAGAACUGGCACCAGUACACGCUUAGAUGAUCGCGUAUAUGCCAUGUGCUUAAUAAAAAGCCAGCCUCUGGUUCACUUGAUGAAGAUGAUACACCCCAACUUGUACAGGAUAGACAGACUCACUGAUGAGGGUGCGAUACAUGUCAAUGAUAGAGUUGUGCCCCAGCCCCCUCUUCAGCGACUGUCUGCGGAGAAAUUGACAAGAGAAGGAUCUUUUCUUAUGGAUUAUGGCCCAGCAAUGUAUAUAUGGAUUGGAAAAAGCUGCGAUAAUAACUUCAUAAAAGAUGUCCUGGGAUACCCUAACUAUUCAUCUGUACCACAAGGACUGACUCAGCUUCCAGAAUUAGAUACUGUUUCUUCAGAACGAACCAGGUCACUUAUAUCCUGGCUUAAGGACAGUAAACCUCUAAACCCAGUCCUUCAAAUAAUAAAAGAUGAAGGUCCUGCAAAUGCAGAUUUUUUCCAAUAUUUAGUUGAAGACAAAACGGAGGCAGCGUUUUCUUAUUAUGAAUUUUUGCUGCAUAUUCAACAACAGAUUUGUAAGUAAAAGAAGAAGAAAUGAAAG